Messenger RNA from Opisthocomus hoazin, 802 nucleotides. The record is from RefSeq and is a predicted model, not a curated record. NCBI's taxonomy places the organism in Eukaryota, Metazoa, Chordata, Aves, Opisthocomiformes, Opisthocomidae.
AUGAUGAACAAAAAUGCCUUUUCUUUAUCUCCUCUAAACACGUAUAGAAGAAAGACCUUGAAGAUCCUUGUAAAUGUGGGCAAUUUUUUCACGUUGGAGUCUGUCUUUGUAGCACCAAGAAAAGGAAUUUACAGUUUCAGUUUUCACGUAAUUAAAGUCUAUCAGAGUCAAACAAUUCAGGUUAAUCUGAUGCUAAAUGGAAAGCCAGUCAUUUCUGCUUUUGCCGGGGACAAGGACGUCACACGUGAAGCUGCCACUAACGGAGUCCUGCUCUACCUAGACAAGGAGGAUAAGGUUUACCUGAAACUGGAGAAAGGUAAUCUGGUCGGUGGAUGGCAGUAUUCUACGUUUUCUGGCUUUCUGGUCUUUCCCCUGUAAAGUCAAUUUUUCCUGUGACAUUCAUCCAGGUGUGGACUCAUCAUUGCCUCUGUUACAUGAAGAUCAUUUUGUCAUCAUGGAUUGAUGUUUCUUUAUUGGUUUUUCAUGGGUGAAUAUGGAUUCUCUUUAUGGAUUUUGGCCCCAUCUGAACUACUCAGAAGUUUCGCAGAAUUUUGUGUGUUUAAAUACAAUAUAUUUGGAUUAAGACUAAAGCAGACAAUAAAUAUCUAUGCUUCAUGUUACAGUCUAAAUCUGCCUGCAAGAUUUAUUCAGAUUUCAUUUACUGGACUUAUUGGAUUCAUGGGAGAAGUGGAUUUUCUUUAAUUACGAAAAGACUCGCAACCAGGUCCAUAAUUUAGGAAAGUUUGAGUUCAGACUUCAAUCAAGAGUUAGUGUGUUGCUGCCAAAGAACUGUAUAUUGAUA